Colletotrichum lupini is the source of this 864-nucleotide messenger RNA. RefSeq names its product coatomer epsilon subunit. Lineage: Eukaryota; Fungi; Ascomycota; Sordariomycetes; Glomerellales; Glomerellaceae. Gene Ontology annotation, biological process: retrograde vesicle-mediated transport, Golgi to endoplasmic reticulum; endoplasmic reticulum to Golgi vesicle-mediated transport; intra-Golgi vesicle-mediated transport. The record is from RefSeq and is a predicted model, not a curated record. The transcript is spliced from 4 exons. Gene Ontology annotation, cellular component: COPI vesicle coat. Bases 1 to 864 code for a protein of 287 amino acids. Gene Ontology annotation, molecular function: structural molecule activity; protein binding.
AUGGAUCCCUACUCUGCCGAAGGCGAAUUGAUCAACGUCCACAACUAUUUCCACCAAGGCCAGUACCAGGAGGUCAUUGAUUACGAUACUUCUGCCCUUUCCUCCGAGAAUGAGCUUCCCGCCCGCGUUCUAGUCCUGCGAGCCCGCAUCGCCCUUGGUCAAGCUGAAGAUGUCAUCGCCGACGUGCAGGGAGAGAAGGAGCCCGAACUGGUCGCCCUUGGAGCGCUCGCUGAGAGCGCACUUGGCAAGACGGAUUCUGCCGUGAAGACCAUCGAGAAGCUCGCCGCAUCCGAGGGGGAGAACGCUACAGUCCAGAUUGUUGGAGGUACAAUCCUGCAGGCUGCGGGCAAGUCAGAGGAGGCUCUUGCCUUGCUUUCACAGCACCAGGGAAGCUUGGACGCUGUUGCCCUGAUUGUUCAGAUCCACCUCCAACAGAACCGUAACGACCUCGCCCUCAAGGAGGUUACCGCCGCGAGACGAUGGGCACAGGACAGUUUACUGGUCAACUUGGCCGAGUCAUGGGUUGGUCUGAGACAGGCUUUCUACGUGUUCGAGGAGCUUGCACAGGCGCCGGCAACGUCGUCCAUUGCAACUCUUGUCUCUCAGGCCGUUGCUGAGCUGCACCUUGGACGCACAGAGGAGGCACAGGCAGCGUUGGACCAGGCUCUGGCCAAGGACGCAGGCUAUGCCGAAGCCAUUGCCAACCUUCUGGUGUUGACGGUGAUUUCGGGCCAAGAUCCCAAGGAGUUCACGGAGAAAUUGAAGGCGGCGGACCCCCAGCACCAGUUCCUUGUGGACCUGGAGGAGAAGAGUGCGCUAUUCGACAAGGCGGCGACUAAGUACAGCCCCAAGGUGUCUGCAUAG